Messenger RNA from Gossypium raimondii (Peruvian cotton), 2342 nucleotides. RefSeq names its product mRNA-decapping enzyme-like protein. Bases 133 to 1224 code for a protein of 363 amino acids. The record is from RefSeq and is a predicted model, not a curated record. Gene Ontology annotation, cellular component: P-body. Gene Ontology annotation, biological process: deadenylation-independent decapping of nuclear-transcribed mRNA; positive regulation of catalytic activity; deadenylation-dependent decapping of nuclear-transcribed mRNA. Gene Ontology annotation, molecular function: mRNA binding; enzyme activator activity. Lineage: Eukaryota; Viridiplantae; Streptophyta; Magnoliopsida; Malvales; Malvaceae. The transcript has 8 exons.
GUAAAGUAAAUUGCCAACUACCGUGUUUAUUGGGAUAGGAUUUGACGUGGGUAACUCAUCUCAUCGUUUACGUUGCAACACCUCCAAAAAUUGAAUUUAGGGUUUAGGGAUUGAAAUUAAUCGAAUCGGAGAAUGUCUCAGAGUGGAAAAUUGAUGCCGAAUAUCGAUCAACAAAGCACGAAGAUGCUCAAUCUCACUGUUCUCCAACGAAUAGAUCCUUUCAUAGAGGAAAUUCUGAUCACUGCCGCUCACGUCACCUUCUAUGAAUUCAACAUUGACAGCAAUCAAUGGAGUCGAAAAGAUGUUGAAGGAUCUCUCUUUGUUGUUAAGAGGAAUACGCAACCUCGGUUCCAGUUCAUUGUAAUGAAUCGGCGUAACACAGAUAAUUUAGUGGAGAAUUUGCUGGGAGAUUUCGAGUAUGAGGUUCAAGUCCCUUACCUAUUGUAUCGAAAUGCAGCACAAGAAGUUAACGGCAUGUGGUUCUAUAAUUCUCGUGAAUGUCAGGAUGUUGCUAACCUCUUUAGUAGAAUACUUAAUGCAUAUUCAAAAGUUCCUGCAAAGCCAAAAGUAUCUGCAAGCAAAAGUGAAUUUGAGGAACUAGAAGCAGUUCCUAGCAUGUCUGUAAUAGAAGGCCCCUUGGAGCCGCCAGCAACUGCCUCUCCUACUACUGAUGCACCUGAAGAUUCUUCAUUUGUUAACUUCUUUAGUGCUGCUAUGAAUCUCGGAACUAAUGCUCCCAAUGGUACAAAUUCAAUACAGCCUUGCCAUUCUAUCUCAACCACCCCUCCAUCUUCUCAUGCAGCAGCUGUCGUCUCUGCUCCAGUGCCAACUCCACCAGUGCCGUCCCUUCCUCCUGCUCCUCCUUCACUCGAUUCAGUAAGUAGCAGCAACCGAGUGACCAAUCUCAUUAAGCCUUCUUCCUUUUUUGCUCCUCCUACCUCAUCAUCAGCCUCAUUGAUGAUGCCACCUAUCUCUUCAUCAACACCAACUGCUUCUGCUCUUCAUCCACCCCUCAACCUGCAACGUCCUUAUGGCACUCCUCUGCUUCAACCUUUUCCACCACCUACUCCACCUGCAUCUCUUACUCCUAGUGCACCUCCUACUUUGCAUGAUGGAACUCAUAUUAGCAGGGAUAAAGUCCGUGAUGCACUUCUUGUGCUUGUUCAGGAUGAUCAAUUCAUUGACAUGUUCUACCAGGCAUUGCAAAAGGUGCAUCAUUCAUGAGCUCUAAAGUUCAUCCUCAAAGCUUCACUUCAAAGUUCCCUGUGCACCAUGUACUUUUAUUUUCUUCGGUCAGGUAUCUCAACUUAGACACUUGAUUCGAUCUAUACCCUAAUUGUUAAUGGAUGAUAGUGUGAAACACUACCCCGUUAGCAUUGUAGUUUGUAUAACUGGAGCUGGCAUAAAUUAAAACGGACUCAUGGUUGCUGAUGCGGCAAAAAGGUUGUGGCCUGCAUGAUGAAGAUAAACCUAAAAGUUUCAACAUGCACCGAAAGAACUGAUCUUUGAGGGUUGAGAGAAGAUAGAGAAAUUAAAAAUCAGCUUUAUUUCCUCCAGCAAACAGCCCACCAUCGUUCCGUCCAUGUCAACAUAAAUCCUUGCUUUCUUCCUUAUCACCAUUUCCUCUCUGCACCGUUGAGCUUGCUUUCAGGAGGGAGAGACCCAUUGUCGUUGAUAUCUGGAGAGUGUUCAUUUUCUCCACUUUUUGAGACGUGCAUCAUAUGGGGGAUGGUGGAGUGCAGCAGCUAUGUUUCAUCAUUUAAGGUGAACAACUACAACAUUGAUUUCAGUUUGAGGAUUUCAGGCAAUGUUUUGUCAUGUUUUAUUGGACCGUAACCCGUAAAGGUUUUAGCUGAUCGAAUCAGUUAUAGAAGAUUGAAUGCCUAAUUCAACAAAGUAUAAGUCUGAGGUGUGCAGUGGACAUUGAAGCAGAGUUUGAGGAUUAAUUUGGUGUUUAGUCUUUAAAGCGAUAGUGGACAUCCCGUUGCCAGAUUUCUUUGAUUGCUAAGUAAUUGUGAAACUGAUUCUGUUUAUAGUAUGACCUUCCUGUCGUGCCAACUAGUAUGAGAAGUUGCUGGUGUGAGCUCUUUGAGACUAUUGGAAGCAUUGGAAGUUUGGUUUAACAUCAUUGUAUCUUUUCUUCGGUCUAUUGUAAUAGUUGGAAUUGAAUCCUUUUUUUUUUCCUCAUAGAAGUUAAAAUGUUGUUUAAUAUGAUGCGAGCUUCUUGGAUGUUUAGGACAAUGCUAGUUUUUGUCAAAAGGCUCUGCUAAUGUGACUUCAAUGCAAAAUGAUUUACUCUUUCGCCACUUGAGAAAUAUAGCAAGACCACCAUUUUUGCCUGA